UACUGUUUAAUCCCUCUAUUUAAGGUAAAAAUUUCGCGGAUAUUUUAUCGUUCACAUAGUCUUCCUCUACCAGCGUGAAAAAUUUCAUGGUGCCUAUAUAAAAACCACUUUAAAAUCCAAAAAUAAUAAUAUGGUGUAUGAAACAUCGUAUAGUACCGGGCAAAAGGCCUUUUCUCCUGAUCAAAAUCGAGGAAAAUGGGAAAAACCCACGGACUAUAUAUUUGCCUGUGUAGGACUAGCGUUGAAGAUGGAUGUCUUCGACAUUACGUAUUAUUUACACCGGGAUAUGGGCAUUCUUGGGGUUUGGCCGUAUUUUGUUUAUGUGGUAAUUUAUUUGGUUCCCAUCAUAUUUAUUCACUCCUUCAUGGGCCAGUUCUCCAGCAGUGGCUUUAUCUCCGCCUUUCGCCUGUCUCCUUUAUUUAAAGGCAUGGGAUAUCUAAGCGUUUUUCUGACGCUCUCAAUGCUCAUUUAUUAUAGCAUAUAUGCUGCUCUGCCAUUAUACUAUAUAAUAAACUCUUUUCAACCCACCUUACCCUGGAGUUGUGAGGGCUUAAAAUACUGGUUUAAUGAGACCUCUGCUCGAUCGACAAUAUGUAAUGGAACAAUUAAUGAAGAGCUCUCCAUAACUCAAAACGAUACAGCAAAAUACAUGAGGAAAGUGUACGUACCUUCCGUGAUUUACUAUGAGCAUUUUUUUGAGGGCUUGCGAGAGAAAGGUGGUAUGCCAGAAAUGAAUGACGCCUAUGAGCUGUCCUGGUACUUAGUGACCCUGUUCGCUGUAGUUUGGGCAGUAAUUGCAUUUAUAUUUCAUAAAUUUUCGGAUGCAGCUAGGUUUGGAAAGUUUUUGCGUUACAUGGUUACUUGCACACUGAUCCUUCUUUUAGUGUGCUUUGUACGCUUUCUCUUUCUCCCAAAAGAUCUGUCGUGGCUAGCCAGAUAUUUAACUCCAAGACCCUAUAAUUGGGUACUGGGAACUGCCUCAACAUUUUACAUUGCCAUACAAGCGUUCGGAGCUGGAUGGGGCAGUGUGAUAGCAUUGUCCAGUUUCAAUGGAUUCAAAACGAACAUAAUGUCGUACAGUUGGAUUAUCUCCAUUGGACAGAUCCUUAUUUUCAUUACGUUUAGCUUGGUUGCCUGUAUGCUGGAGCAGCACUUCAGAGAGUUUGAUAAAGACUCUGAUAAAGACAUACACAACGUUUGGCUGAUGUUUUUGUCUACUGCCAGUGCUUUGUCCACAAUAGGUUGGUCGAACCUAUGGACUAUAAUAUACUACACUACUUUACUAUUGGCGGCUAUUAUUUCGAUAUCUACUCAAAUAUUCACUGUCCUGCAAAGUUUGUUUGAUGAGUUUGAGGAACUUCGAGUAAGAAAGCAGGAGGUAACCUUCGGCCUUAUUGGUGGGCUCGCAUUCUGUUCCAUCUUCUUUUGCACAAAUCAUGGUAUUACCUAUUUUUGUUCUUUCUACUCGGAUGCUACUUUCUCACACAUUUUGCUGCAUAUACUACUUAUUUUGGUGGUUUUCUGGAUCUACGGCCCACAACGUUUCCAGCGGGAUAUUGAGUUUAUGUUGGGCCAGCUUUUUGCCCCCUGGAAAAUUUAUGUACUCCGUUACAUAGCUCCAUUUAUUUUAUUGAUAUUAAUGCCGUUGGGAAUAUAUUGGUCCAUAGAAGAUCACUCUUUCGUCGCGGAUGAGUUCCUUGUGAUGUGCAUUGUUGUGGUAUGGUUACCCCUUCUGGCAAUACCUGGCUAUGGAUUUUACUACCUUUCCAAGAGCACUGGCACUUUUUGCGAUCGCCUUAGACGUACCUGCCGACCCACCGAUUGGUAUCCGGUUGAGAUGGAGCACCGCAGGAAGUACGAGGAAGCUCUGGGAAACACCGAGGCACACCAGCUUGUUGAGGUUACCGAGUAGAUGAAAUAAGAUAUAAUAAAUUUACGAAAUAUAGUAAAUUAUCGAUCAAUUGCAAUAAAUAUCUUACAAAAGUA
This is a messenger RNA of Drosophila biarmipes, 1986 nucleotides long. RefSeq names its product sodium-dependent noradrenaline transporter-like. Lineage: Eukaryota; Metazoa; Arthropoda; Insecta; Diptera; Drosophilidae. The coding region runs from base 131 to 1912 and encodes 593 amino acids. The transcript has 9 exons. Gene Ontology annotation, biological process: sodium ion transmembrane transport. The record is from RefSeq and is a predicted model, not a curated record. Gene Ontology annotation, cellular component: membrane.